AGAGAGAGAGAGAGAGUUUGAAAAACAAAGCGAGAGCUACUUCUGAAACUCCAACCUUUCACGCUCUCGAUCUCUCCGUCUUCUCUCCUCCAUUAAAUACACGUCGCCUUCGAUCUCGGUUGGACUCCCCAUUACCUGGCAGCACCGCUGCUCGACUCUCGCCCGCAUUGCUCGAGGCUUCGCGCGAUUCCGGCUUCGCGCCUCGCUCUCUCUUUGGAAGGAUUUGAUAUUUUGGGGUCGUGUAUCCAUCAAAGAUGAGUCCAUAUCUGGCUGGCAUUCUUGUUCCUCUUGUAUUUACCCUUAUCUUCCAAAAUUCAAAGAAAGGAAAGAAGCGGGGAUUGCCUGUUGAAGUUGGUGGAGAACCUGGGUAUGCAAUUAGAAACCGUCGUUUCACAGCCCCGGUAACUAGUUGGUGGGAAGGAAUCUCGACUCUUGCAGAACUUUUUGAACAGUCAUGCAAGCAGCAUCCAAACAAACUGCUGCUUGGAACUCGGAAAUUGAUUGCAAGAGAGACUGAAGUUACUCCAGAUGGAAGAUCGUUUGAGAAGCUUCACUUGGGAGAAUAUGAAUGGCUAACAUAUGGCAGAACAUUUGAAUCUGUGUGUAACUUUGCCUCUGGUUUGGCACGGCUGGGACAUAAAAGAGGAGAACGUGCAGCAAUCUUCGCUGAUACUAGAGAAGAAUGGUUUAUAGCAUUGCAGGGCUGCUUUAGACGGAAUAUAACUGUUGUUACUAUAUAUGCAUCCCUUGGGGAGGAGGCUUUGUGUCACUCGUUGAAUGAGACAGAGGUAACAACUGUUAUUUGUGGCAAAAAAGAGCUAAAGAAGCUUGUAGACAUUUCCGGACAGCUUGAUACAGUGGAACGUGUUAUAUGUAUGGAUGAUGAGGUACCUUCUGAUGCUGCAUUGGUUGACCGGAGCACUAGCUGGAUCGUCAGUUCUUUUUCUGAUGUAGAAAGAAUUGGCCGAGAGAACCCUGUUGAUGCUGAUUUACCACUCUCUUCUGAUGUAGCUGUCAUAAUGUAUACCAGUGGGAGUACUGGUUUGCCUAAGGGAGUGAUGAUGACACAUGCAAAUGUGCUGGCUACUGUUUCUGCUGUAAUGACUAUUGUUCCUGGCCUGGGAAGCAAAGAUGUUUACCUGGCAUACCUUCCCCUGGCUCACAUCCUUGAAUUGGCAGCUGAGAAUGUCAUUGCUGCUGUGGGAAGUGCGAUAGGCUAUGGAACUGCAUUGACUCUUACUGACACAUCGAGCAAGAUAAAGAAGGGAACGAGAGGGGAUGCCACUGCCUUGGCACCGACAGUGAUGACAGCUGUCCCAGCAAUUCUUGAUCGCGUGCGAGAUGGGGUGCGGAAGAAGGUAGAUGCAAAGGGUGGAUUCUCCAAAAGACUUUUUGAUAUAGCAUAUGCUCGUCGGUUGUCUGCAAUAAAUGGCAGUUGGUUUGGAUCUUGGGGCCUUGAGAGGGUUCUAUGGAACUUUCUGGUGUUCCGGAAGGUUCAAGCAAUUCUUGGAGGUCGUAUCCGCUUCAUACUUUCUGGAGGCGCUCCUCUUUCUGCUGAUACCCAAAGAUUUAUCAACAUAUGUCUUGGGGCUCCCAUUGGUCAAGGGUAUGGACUCACAGAGACUUGUGCUGGUGGGACAUUCUCAGAAUUUGACGAUACAUCUGUGGGCCGUGUUGGUGCUCCACUUCCUUGUUCAUUUGUUAAGUUAGUAGAUUGGCCUGAAGGUGGAUAUCUAACAACUGAUUCACCAAUGCCUCGUGGGGAAAUAGUAGUUGGUGGUCCUAAUGUUACACUUGGUUAUUUCAAGAAUGAUGGGAAAACAAAGGAAGUAUAUAAGGUGGAUGAAAGAGGAAUGAGGUGGUUCUACACAGGUGAUAUAGGACAAUUCCAUGCUGACGGUUGCCUUGAGAUUAUUGAUCGCAAGAAGGAUAUAGUUAAACUUCAGCAUGGCGAAUAUGUCUCCUUAGGGAAGGUUGAGGCUGCACUGGUUGUGAGCCCAUACGUCGACAAUCUCAUGAUCCAUGCUGAUCCUUUUCAUAGUUAUUGUGUGGCUCUUGUGGUGGCAUCACAGCCUGCAGCGGAAGAGUGGGCCUCAAAGAAAGGAAUUUCAUUCUCUGAUUUUGCUGAACUUUGUGAGAGGGAAGAAACAAUAAAAGAAGUGCAUUCUUCACUUGUCAAGGCAGCCAAGGAGGCACGCUUGGAGAAAUUUGAGAUCCCGGCGAAGAUUAAACUGCUUCCAAAUCCAUGGACUCCUGAAUCUGGCCUAGUUACGGCAGCUCUCAAGCUCAAGAGAGACAACGUCAGAAAAGCAUUCUCAGAGGACCUCUCUAAGUUGUAUGCAUGAUUCAUGUACUAUUGCACGGGCUGGUUCUUACAGAAUCUUCAACGGCUCAGUAUGAUGUCAAAAUCUUUCUCAAUUUUGCUCUUUUACUCAAUUUCCCUUCUGCUGUCUUGUCAGAAAUCUCUUCUGUGAUAAUAGGGCACCGUGCUAAUUUUGCAGGACGAGUAAAGUGCAAGCUAUCACACCAGAUAGUUAGUGUACGUAGCUUCCCCGGAUUAAUUAUUGCCAUCUUCUACAUUCAUUGUCUUGAACUCAGGAAAAUCAUUCUACUCUCUGUCUCUA
Messenger RNA from Rhodamnia argentea, 2624 nucleotides. RefSeq names its product long chain acyl-CoA synthetase 9, chloroplastic. Gene Ontology annotation, cellular component: membrane; endoplasmic reticulum. The record is from RefSeq and is a predicted model, not a curated record. Gene Ontology annotation, molecular function: long-chain fatty acid-CoA ligase activity. The transcript is spliced from 12 exons. The coding region runs from base 255 to 2345 and encodes 696 amino acids. NCBI's taxonomy places the organism in Eukaryota, Viridiplantae, Streptophyta, Magnoliopsida, Myrtales, Myrtaceae.